This is a messenger RNA of Pleurotus ostreatus (oyster mushroom), 333 nucleotides long. RefSeq lists its product as uncharacterized. The transcript is spliced from 5 exons. The coding region runs from base 1 to 333 and encodes 110 amino acids. Lineage: Eukaryota; Fungi; Basidiomycota; Agaricomycetes; Agaricales; Pleurotaceae. The record is from RefSeq and is a predicted model, not a curated record.
AUGGCCAACUGGAUUGACUUGUUCUCGCUUUUCGCCACUAUCGCCGUGUUCGGCGGAAUCAUCUACGGCGUACUGUAUCUCGUGAACUCGGUUUCGCAAGGGGUCGCAUCAACCAAAGAAGCUCUGGCCAACAAAGGGCUCCACAUAUCGGAUAAGGGCGUAUCCGUGAAGACGUCGAAACGGUUUGACAGGGAGGAUUAUGUCGACGCGACGCAAAGGGGAUUCAUCAAAGCGAUGAACGCCGCAUCAUUUGGACACGCAUCCUCUUCUCCACAGAGCAUCGGACGAUCAGACUCCAACUCAAGCCUCAAGAAAAAGAACAGACACGAUUAG